Closterium sp. NIES-65 is the source of this 1410-nucleotide messenger RNA. NCBI's taxonomy places the organism in Eukaryota, Viridiplantae, Streptophyta, Zygnematophyceae, Desmidiales, Closteriaceae. The record is from the annotation of a GenBank genome assembly.
AUGGAAGACACGGAUGAUAAUCUUCCCGCCUUUGGGUUGGACCUGAUAUCUAGUUCGGCGGAAAAGGACAUUCCCUUUCCGCGUCACUCGCCUUCUAGCUCCGCGACCUCCGCUGUAGACGCUAGCGAGACCGAGAACAGGAGCGGGGUAAACAUUAGGCUAGGCCAAUGCGGAUCAGGCUUCACUGGGGCGGCGAACAGAAGAGCGGUGAAUAGCGGAGCAGAAAAUAGCGCCAAUUCGGCUCAACACGUGCGAAUAGGCUGCAGUGCACGCUCCGCGUUUCACCUGGUUGCGCCAUCUUUGCAAAUAUCCCCUCCACGGCACGUCGGCCCAGCGCCUGCGACAGCAGGAUGCGACCUCCCAUCGCCCCUCACGGCCGAUCGUCCUUCCACGUUCACGGGUGAUCGACCGUCGUCCGUGUCGCACGUCCGCAAGGCCUGCCCCUCGUCGUCGUCUUCCGCCAACUCGAGCCUCGACCACAAAGCGGACAACGAAGAGCAUUAUAAAGAGGAUGCCCCCUGCUCGCUUCGCCUCUCGCUCUCUCCGCCCCUUGUCGACGCGUCCCCCACCCCGCCGACGUCUCAGCGCUCCUCGCCCAUCUCGCCAGGGUUCGAGCGCCAAGCAGCGCGCGAGGCGGACUGCGCGUUGCGCCUCUCCCUCUUCCCCGCGCCUCCGCAACACACGUCCCCGCCCCACAACUCACGGCCGUGCCUCGCACUGCCUACUGCGUCGCAGGUCAGAAUGGCGCCGUGGCGAAACGUUGGCGAGAAAAGGCCGGUGGUACGAGGUUUGUCGUUGAACUUCGCAGACGCGAGCACCGUCGCCGUUCCGACGGCUGUGGUGUCGUUGGAAACACCUGCCGCCGCGAAUGGAUCUCUGCCGUCCAAUGCGCUUCAGCUUCUCGACAGCGAGCCCGUGAAAUGCGGCAAGAGGGAUCUGACUGCGUUGGAGGGCGAGUCGUUUCGUGCAUGCGGGGGGGAGAAGGGGAGCGGCGCGUCGCCGAACAAGAAGCCGAAGCACUGCUGGCGACCCGAGAAAUGGCGACCGGCGUUCCCUUGGGCGGAGCUGCACGUGCGCGCGGACGGGCGGCAGGCGAUGCGGUGCUCACUGUGCCUGCGGUGGUGCGCGGACGAGCCCACGCCGUUCACGCGCGACGGCGCCGUCGACCUGCAGCGGAGCACUCUGCGGACACACGGCAAGUCCAGGUGUCACAAGAAGGCGGUGGAGAGAGAGGCCAUGGCGGCCAGGGCUCACGGGCAACCUUCAAUGCACGCCUCCACCUCUGCUGCUGCGUCUCUACCUGCUCCUCCCGCUCCUGCUGCUGCACUAGCUUCUGCUCCCGGUGCUGCUGUGACUCCUAACUUUGCAGCUCCUGUUGCACUUCCUAGCGCCCUCCUGACGUGCUCUUAG